Messenger RNA from Camelus dromedarius (Arabian camel), 1689 nucleotides. It is a transcript of the gene SERPINA4, whose product is annotated as serpin family A member 4. Lineage: Eukaryota; Metazoa; Chordata; Mammalia; Artiodactyla; Camelidae. Gene Ontology annotation, molecular function: serine-type endopeptidase inhibitor activity. Gene Ontology annotation, biological process: negative regulation of endopeptidase activity. The record is from RefSeq and is a predicted model, not a curated record. The transcript is spliced from 5 exons. Bases 120 to 1400 code for a protein of 426 amino acids.
GUUUCUCCAGUCUUCCUGGGCUCAAUAAACCCAAGCCACAUUCCUGGGCCACUUCUGGAGCUCAGACAGCUGCCCGGGGUCCGCUCCGGGACUGACUGUGCUACCUGAGAGCAGGGAAGAUGCAUCUUGUCCACUGCCUGCUUCUCCUUCUGGCUGGGCUACUGGCCCUUUCUCAUGGUCAGCAGCCCCCAAAGCACCACAGCAAGGGUCACAUCCGCCACACCCAUCAGGAGGUUCCCGCAGCAGGUGAGGGCUCCCCCAGCCUCAAGAUCAUCCCAGGCAAUACGGUCUUUGCCCUCCGCUUCUACCACCUGAUUGCUUCCCAAACCCCCGCGGGCAACAUCUUCUUCUCCCCGCUGAGCAUCUCUGCCGCCUACGCCAUGCUGUCCCUGGGGGUCCGCUCGCCCAGCCGGACCCAGAUCCUUGAGGGUCUGGGCUUCAACCUCACGGAGGUGCCGGAGUCCGACAUCCACCGAGGAUUCCAGCACCUCCUGCACACGCUCCACCUUCCGGGCGACAGGCUGGAGGUCCGCGUGGGCAGCGCCCUGUUCCUGAGCCCAGAGCUGCAGCUCCUCCCGAGAUUCCAAAACGACUCCUCGACCUUAUAUGAGUCCAGAUUCUUCCGCACCAACUUCCUCGACUCUGUGGGCACAACUCAGCUCAUCAACAACCAUGUCAAGAACGAAACUCGAGGGAAGAUUGUGAAUUUGGUCAGCGAGAUCCGCCCAGAUACGGUGAUGGUGCUGGUGAAUUACAUUUACUUCAAAGCUCUGUGGGAGAAACCGUUCGCCCGCCUGAUGGCCACUCCCCAAGACUUCUAUGUUGAUGAGGCCACAACAGUCAAGGUGCCUAUGAUGCUGCAGGAUGCCCGGCACCACUGGUAUCUUCACGACAGAUACCUGCCCUGCUCGGUGCUGCGGCUGGAUUACCAAGGCAAAGCAACUGCCCUUUUCAUCCUUCCUAACCGAGGGAAAAUGAAGCAGGUGGAACAAGUUUUGACUCCACAGAUGCUAACAAGAUGGAGCAGCUUACUCCAGAAGAGGUAUUUUUACAGGAAACUCAAGCUGUAUAUCCCCAAGUUCUCCAUUAGUGGCUCCUAUAAACUGGAUCAGAUUUUGCCCAAGCUGGGCAUCACAGACCUGUUCUCGCAGCCGGCUGACUUGUCCGACAUCACCCAACAGCUAAACCUGCAGCUAUCCAGGAGUCUCCACAAGGCCAUCCUGGAGGUGGGUGAGAGCGGAGCCCAGGCCGCAGCAGCCACCAGCCACUCUUUCACCUUUCUGUCCCGGGACCGUCACCAAGCCCUUUGGUUUAACCGGCCCUUCCUCGUGGCGAUCUUUUCCACCAACACCCAGAGCAUCCUCUUUCUGGGGAAGGUUGUCGACCCCACGAAACCAUAGCCCUCCCAGGGCUGGCUUGUCUGUUACAAGCAGGAGGACGUGGACUGGAGGGCUGGGUGUGAGCAGCUUGGAGUGCGGGAGACAGAAGAUGCGGAAGAUCCAGGGCAGAAGCUGCUGGUGAGGGUGAAGGAUGGGGGUGGUACCAGAUGAGUGAGGACUGGACACUGAGCUCCCCAGGGCUGGACCGCCUCAGGCAGGUCAUCUAACCUCUUUGAACAGGUGUCCACCUGGAAAGUAGGAGAAACCCUCCCAGUGUAGUUGUACAGAUUAAACAAAACGAUGGCCGUGA